This is a messenger RNA of Panthera uncia (snow leopard), 3596 nucleotides long. RefSeq names its product transmembrane protein 69 (gene TMEM69). Bases 1837 to 2589 code for a protein of 250 amino acids. NCBI's taxonomy places the organism in Eukaryota, Metazoa, Chordata, Mammalia, Carnivora, Felidae. The transcript has 3 exons. The record is from RefSeq and is a predicted model, not a curated record.
CCAACCCCCCCUUACGGCCGCUGGAGACAGUACCCCCACCCGUCUGCCGACUUGAAUUCUCUGCCCUUCCUCGCGCCGCUUGAGAGGGAGAGACCAGCCGAGUUUGGUAUCCCUCCUCUUACCCCCGGCCGAACACCAGGGCCUGGAUGCGUGUGAAUGAGUGGGUGGGUGUGUAUGUGUGUACUGUUUUUCCCCGCCCCUUCGUCCUCCCGUACCCCACUUCUGAGCAUGCUCGCGUCCCCAAGCUACCCGUACAAGUACUAGCAAACCGGCUUCGUAGGAUCCCGUGUUUUCCGACCCUUCCCACCUUCCACUCUUUCCAGUGCGCGCGUCGUUAAGACUUCAGCCCCCAGCGGGCCACACCGCCGGGCUCUUGAGGCCUGCGCGGCUGGUCCCGACGCGCUAUACCCGCUGGGAGUGGUAGUUCCGCCCGAUGGCUGGCGUCACGGCCUUGGCCCAGCGCAGGGCGUAUUUCUGUCCGGAGCCUGCUCCUAUGCCUGGGUGGAGAAGUUGUUUCUCCGACCCAACGCCUCAUUGGAUAUCGCACUACUGGAAGGGGCGGCGCUGCCAUGACAGAAGGAAAUAAAAGUGAAAGCCUAUCGCGAUUAGAAGCGGUUAUUAUUACGAAGAAUUCGCAAUGGGUCCACCCUGCACAGGACGCUAAGCCAUAUGGUGGCCAGCAGCCGGGAAGCUAGAUUACCUAGAGUCCUGAGGCAUUGGAGGAAGCGGCCAGCGUGGGCCCUUCCAGCUCUAUUGUUUUCAGAUGAACGCUCAAAUUGCUCGGCGCUGUCUCCUUUGAUAGACUGAAAUGGAGGCCCAGAGAAGACACGAGACUGUCCAAGGUCACAGAGCUGAUAAAUAAAAAUUAAAACAGAGGGUGACAAAGAAUGAUCUAACUUUUCAGAUCAACCCAAACCAAUGCUCUUAUCGCCAUACCUUUCAUGGAAGCAAAAGUCCUGCCCCUUGUACUCUUUUUAAAAAUAAUUUUAAAAAAUCUUUAUUAUUAUUGAGAGACACACAGAGUGUGAGCAGGGGAGGGGCAGAGAGAAAGGGAGACAGAAUCCGAAGCAAGUUCCAGGCUCCAAGCAAGCUGUCAGCACAGAGCCCGACGUGGGGCUCAAACUCACAAACCGGGAGAUGGUGACCUGAGCCGAAAUCCCACACUUAACCAACUGAGCCACCCAGGCGCCCCCAUACUCUUUAUUUCUUAAUACGUUUCCAUGUCCAAGCAACGAGAAUGGAAGCUAAAAACAGUUUUGUUUUUCUUAGUAGUUCAGGACCCUAAUACAUUGUAAGAUGUGGCCCAUCGAUCCUAGAAACCCUGUUAUGAGUUCCAGAGAUGGCAAACAAUUUGGCCAAGUCACACAACCUAGACUCCAAAUCUCUCCUACCACUAUCACUUGUCAUUGUUUCAGUAGUUACACUCUACCUUCCCGAACUCGGAGGGGCAGAUUCUGCUGGCUGGGAAACCUAAAAGAAAGACCAUUCAGGCAUCCUACAGACUUCAAAAGCCAGCUUCCAGAGUUAAGAUUUAAAAUAAUAACCCAAGAUGGAAAGCCUGUCAUGGGAACCAGUUCAGCGCUGGUCAAGUUUCCACCCGGACUGUUCCCCAACCCGCCCCUUCUCAGGAAGUGGGGAGGGACUGUUACCACCCACGUGCCGGAAGUUGCCUUUUCCUGAAUACCUGGCUAUUCUCGUGGCUCAGCUUUAUUUACAUCUCCCGAUUCCAAGGUGGCAACAGCAUACUUCUGAUUCAGCCCCUCCACUUAGCUAUAAAAAUGAAUUAAUCAGAACUGCCUGGCAUUUUCCUGAGCAAGACUUUCAAUUGGACCCAGCAUGCUUCAUUUCAUCCAGAAGUUUUCUCAGGCAUCUUCAAAGAUGCUGAAGUACCCUUUCACAUUCCGACUAGGAGCCAGCAGAAUAGAAACACUUUCUCUCAAGACAUGUCUCCAGCAAAACUUUUCCCCUUUGUUGCCAGGGCCUUGGUUUUUCUCAUCAUUCCCAGUGUAUAUGAACAAGACACAAUACUAUCAUACUUCCCCAUGCAGCUUUAAGAAGCAGCAGAAGCAAGAAGUCCUUCCAACCAAGCCACCAGGCACCAUAAGUUUCCUGCUUGAAAGCCCAAAGCCAGUAUUAUACAUAAUUCUGGCAGGAGUAAUCCCCUUUGUUGCUCCACCACUGGUCAUGGUGAUGGCAAAGACUUAUAUCCCCUUAUUAGCUUUUACUCAGAUGGCUUAUGGAGCCAGUUUCCUAUCUUUCUUGGGAGGGAUCAAAUGGGGUUUUGCUCUGCCAGAAGAUAAUACAGCCAAACCAGACUUCCUCAGUUUAGCUAGUAGUACGCCUCCUCUUCUGUUUUCAUGGUUUGCCUUCCUUAUUUCUGAAAGACUCAGUGAAGCUAUAGUCACAGUAAUAAUAGGUUUGGGGAUAGCAUUACACAUUGAACUUUUUCUCCUGCCACAUUAUCCCAACUGGUUCAAAGUCCUUAAGAUAGUAGUCACUUUAGUGGCUUUGCUUUCAUUUGUAAUCACUUUACUAGUUAAAGAUAUUUAUCCAGAGAAAGGACUCAAGAAGCCUGGUCAAAUAGAAUAAAUAUAAAAACUACUUUGUAGAUAAUGUUAGCAUGUUGGCUACAAGCCUCAUAAAGUUGUGUUUUGGCAUCACCUUUUUCUUCUUCUCUUGUUUAGCUUUUGUUCCCCGUCAGUGGUUAUUUAUUCACAGAUUUUUUUUUUUUUUUCAUUUCUAGAAAUCUUUAUUUCCUAGGAAUUACUUGAUAAGAGUUUGAAAAUCCCUAACAAGUCAUUUUCACUUUAGGUUACAGCUUUCAGUGUGUAUGAAUUAUACAUAACAUUUUAAUGUUUUACUUGUUUUGAAAAACGUAAAAUGAAAAAAUAUAUAUAUAAAAUGAUAAAAAUGAAAAUCCUUUUUGCUAGAGCCUUAUGAUCAUUGAAAAAAGACACGCAUAUUCUCCCAUAAGAGGAAAACUCUGUAUCCAUGAGUGUCUGAAAAUAAUAGGUGGUUCCGUUGUGGGGUUGUCAUUGCAAUUGGCCCUGAGAAUUGCAUUUCCAAGCUCAUUUUAUCUGGUGUAAUCUAGUUAUAUGAGCUGAAAGGAUCUGUGGCUCUAAAAGUCAGUAGGGAGCAGUAUCAUAAGGGGAAAGCCAUAUUCAAAGAAAAGCUGGACACAUUUUCCAGUUUGUAUCCAAUUUUUAUAGACACAACCCCAUCUUCAAAUAUCAUCAGCUGGUCAGAAAAUUUUUAAAUAAAGUCACAAGUAUGUAUAAAUUAGGAAAAGUAAAGCUGGGUUACACAACUCAGAAGCUUUUUUAAAAACAGAAGCAACACCUUAGGUUCUAACUUGAAAACAGUCUCUUGAGAUUGUCUUCUAAAAAAAGGAAAAACAAUUUAAUUGGCAGAAGACUAUAAAUCAGUAGGAGCACAUGGGUGACUCCGUUGGUUAGGUGUCUGACUGAAUCUCAGCUCAGGUUAUGAUCUCAUGGUUUGUGAGUUUGAGCCCCACAUCAGGCUCUGCUGGCAGUGCAGAGCCUGCAAGUGAUUCUCCCUGUUUCUCUGCCUCUCCCCUGCUUGCUCACUCUCUCAAA